Coffea arabica (coffee) is the source of this 2141-nucleotide messenger RNA. Lineage: Eukaryota; Viridiplantae; Streptophyta; Magnoliopsida; Gentianales; Rubiaceae. The record is from RefSeq and is a predicted model, not a curated record.
CACCAGUUUGUCCGAGGGCCGCUAGCCGCUUGUAAGCCGGUAGCCGGUAGCCCAUCACCCCUAAGGAAACAUCCGGUUCAAAUCGGAACGCCGUCGCUUUGAAAACCUGUCAGCUCCUACUUAAACCCGUUCAACUCUUACUCCUCUGUCUCUCUCUCCAACUUCUCUUAGCAUCCAAGUUCCUGAUUUGGGGACUGUGAGAAUUAGGGCUUCCAUUAUUUUAAGUAGACGAAGGGUUUUGACUUGGGUCACUUGUCACAGGUUUAAAGUUUCUUAACUUGUUAUGUCAAGGUUUUGAGGAGCUAUGCUCAUUUAUCCUGAUUUUGCCUAACAAGGAUGCCAGGCAUACCUUUAGUGGCUCGUGAAACCACGAAUUCUCUUUGCAAUUGCAGUUGUUCUAGAGGGCCAGAUCAGAUGUGUCGCCAAGAUUCUCGUCUGAAUUUGUCUGCUGAGGAGGAAAUUGCAGCUGAAGAAAGCCUUUCAAUUUAUUGCAAACCUGUAGAACUAUACAACAUCCUUCAGCGGCGUGCAAUUAUAGAUCCUUCAUUUCUUCAGAGAUGCUUACGAUACAAAGUACAAGCAAAGCAUAAAAGAAGGAUACAAAUGACAGUCUCGCUGCCAGCUACUGUAAAUGAUGGUUUUCAAAUUCAAAGCCUGUUUCCUUUGUGCAUAAUGUUAGGAAAACCUGCUUCUAGUGCCGAAUUCACUGAGUCUGAUGUCCCACAGGGUUGUGCUUCUUAUAAUUUCAAUCGGUCCUGCAUAUUGACCUCUUUUCAUGGAGAUGAAGGAGUAAAUCAUGCUCAAGCAAAUUUUAUUCUCCCCGAGAUCAAUAAGCUAUCAGCAGAGAUAAAAUCUGGCUCUCUUGCUAUCUUGUUCAUCAGCCGUGUGGAGUUCACUAGAGAUCGCGUGGAUGUUUCCUCAUUUUCAUCAAAUGCUGGAGGGCACUGCUUGUUGGGCAAGAUACCAAUGGAGUUAAUUCACUUGUCCUGGGAGAAGUCUCCAAACUUGAGUUUAGGCGAGAGAGCUGAGAUGCUAUCUACUGUUGACAUGCACCCUUGUUUUAUGACGGUUCCCCUUUGCUGCCUCCAAGGUGAGAACAUGUUUAAUCCUUUGUCAAGCUGUUUGGAAGAGGAUAGAUGUGUUUCAUUUCAGACAGCCCAUUCUUCUGGAACUCUGGCUUCAUCGCAGCAAUUGCAAGUCAUAGUCACUGCAGAAGAAGUUGGAGCGAAGGAUAGAUCUCCUUAUGAUUCUUACUCCUAUAAUGAUAUCCCCUCCUCGUCAUUGCCGCAUAUUGUAAGGUUGAGGACUGGAAAUGUAGUUUUCAACUACAGGUACUAUAACAAUAAGUUGCAAAGGACUGAAGUUACUGAAGACUUCUCCUGUCCUUUUUGCUUGGUCAAAUGUGCUAGCUUUAAGGGCUUGAGGUAUCAUUUAUCCACAUCGCACGAUCUCUUCAACUUUGAAUUCUGGGUGACUGAAGAAUAUCAAGCUGUAAAUGUGUCAGUGAAGACAGACAUUUGGAGAUCCGAGAUUGUUGCAGAUGGUGUUGAUCCCAAGCAGCAAACGUUUUUCUUUUGUUCAAAGCCAUUGAGACGCCGAAAAAGAAAGAGCCUUGUUCAAAAUGCAAAGCAUGUACAUCCGCUUGUCUUGGAUUCAAGCUUACCUGCAUCUUUUGACGAACUUCUUGAUAAGACUGAUGAAUUUGUAGAACAUUAUGCAUCUAGUCCAAAUAUCCCAGGGUUAUCCUCAGCUGGAAAUUCAUAUGCAGAUCCUGAAUGUCUUCCUUCAGUGCCUGGAAGUAACAUUGCACCUCCAACUGUGCUGCAAUUUGCAAAAACAAGGAAGUUAUCAGUUGAACGCUCGGAUCCCAGGAAGUAUGCUAACAAAGUGAUUAUAAUGAGCAAGUUUUACUCAUCUAAUUGCAUUAAUUUGGUGUUCCAAGCUUCUGGAUAAAUCUAUUCGAAUUUUGUCAUGGACAAUAGUGUCUUGUAUUAGGUGUUUGAUUUUGCUGGAAGGUUAUUUGCUUGUGUUGAUCUACAUUAAAUUGGCACCCUUUUACUUUGUGAUAUCUGUACUAUGGGGUCAUAUUGCUGGAGAUUCUGUCUAAGUUGUGUUUAUAGCUGUCAUCAUGAAAUUUCUGA